Molecule: messenger RNA, 549 nt
Organism: Macadamia integrifolia
Lineage: Eukaryota; Viridiplantae; Streptophyta; Magnoliopsida; Proteales; Proteaceae
Product: L-type lectin-domain containing receptor kinase S.1-like
Exons: 2
Coding region: 1-549 (182 amino acids)
Biological process (GO): protein phosphorylation
Cellular component (GO): plasma membrane
Molecular function (GO): ATP binding; protein kinase activity
Source: RefSeq, a predicted model, not a curated record
AUGGCGCUGAGACUAGAGACCCUUCUCCCUAGAUUGAUUUCAGAUGAACAGGGAGCCUUCCAAAAGGGGAAGAUGAUUCAUGGCAAUAUUAGUGUGGCUUCUGAGCUAGCAAAUCUAAUGUUUUCAACAUCCAGAGGGGGCGGCCUUGGUUUGAAAAUUGAUAUAAGGAAAGCAGUGUCGGAGAGAGCAGCAGCGGCCAGCGGCCAGCGGUUAUGGGCCCUAGCGUCAGAGUUGGCGAACGUAAUAGCUCCGACGGCGGCAAGCGAUGUGUACAGUUACGGGGUGUUUGUGCUGGAGGUGGCGUGCGGGCGGAGACCCAUUGAAAAGUCAUCUGAUGACGAGCCGCUGUUGAUCGAUUGGGUGAAAGAGCUUUAUGCGAAAGGGAGGCUCAUCGAAGCUGCUGACUCGAGGAUUGCAAGGGAGUACAAGGUGGAAGACAUGGAGGCGGUGCUUAAGAUUGGGUUGGCUUGUUGCCAUCCUGACCCUGACCGCAGGCCUACCAUGAGGGAGGUUGUAGACUUAUGGCUAAUGCAGCUGACUGAAACUUGA